Molecule: messenger RNA, 669 nt
Organism: Maudiozyma saulgeensis
Lineage: Eukaryota; Fungi; Ascomycota; Saccharomycetes; Saccharomycetales; Saccharomycetaceae
Source: the annotation of a GenBank genome assembly
AUGUCGGAUAUACGGUAUUCGUUUCUUAAUACGUUGGAUUAUCUGCCUUGUGAUAUAGUGAGAACUUUAUGGUUAUUACAGACAUUGGAUGGUAAAUUGAGAGAUUUAGAUCAAUCAGAUGAACAAUUUAAGUAUUAUGGGGAUAAUUUGAAGACGCAAUCACGAUUUCUUGGUGAUUUGGUGGGAAAGGAAACUGGAAGACUUCAAGACCAAACUCAGGAAUUAGAAUUUCAAUUAAUUGUUAAAAAAAGAUAUAAUACCUUCUUAAAGAACAAACCUCAUUUAAUUAAAAAAUUAAAUAAAAAAUUGAAGAAACCUGCUGUUAUCAAGACAAGAAAAAAUAAAAUGAAAUUAAGUAUCAAUUUAAAACAAUUGAGGAAAGAAGUCAUUAAAGAACAUCGUUCAAAUAGUAUAACGCCUACUCCAACAUCAGAUAAGAGCAAUAAUAAUAAUAGUAAUGAUAUCCCUGAAGACAUAUAUUGUUGGUGUCAACAACCAUCCUUUGGUGAUAUGGUCGCGUGUGAUAACGAUAAUUGUCCCAGAGAAUGGUUUCAUUAUUCUUGUGUAGGAAUUACUAAACCACCUAAAGGUAAGUGGUUUUGUAGUACUAAAUGUCAAAAGGAAUGGAAGACUAAAAGCCGACAGAACAUUAAACAACAUAGAAAUUAA